AAAUACUAGCCGUUAGCGCCUGUCUGGUUUCAAAUUCAAAACUCAUGCUCCCAUCAUCUCCACCUCUUUUAUUCCCUUACAGCUCCCACUCAAACCAUAAUCCCAAUCCCAAAUCAAUAGCAAGCAAACCAAACACGUCAUAACGCCAAUGCAAACACAAACGCAAAUGCAAACUCCCACGACCGGACCACCGAAGCUCCGCCCGAGGUCCGGCCGGACGCCGCUUCAGCUCAAGAACUCUCCCGCCGAUCCCAUCCAGCCUUCGCCAAAGCCCAAGCCCAAACCAAAGCCCGACCGCCCGUGUUUCGAGAUCUCAGCAAUCGACAAAGAGAACAAUCCGAUCGCCAUCGCCGCCAUUCCGGCGGCGCAGCCGCCGGAGACGUCGCUAGCGGAGGAGCUCAGCGCGAUCAAGAAGAAGCUGGAGAGGAUGAGAGCGGACAAGGAGAGAACGGAGAAAACGCUGAACGAGAAACACGCGGUGCUUGACGCGAAGAUGAAGGAGAUGGAACAGCGAGGUGAGAUUCAGAAGAAUCUCGAGAUCGAGGUCGAUCGAUUGUUCCGGUUGAAGGAACUCAAGUGUCGGUGCAUGAGAGUUUCUCCGAUGCGGACGCUCAGGGAGAAGGAACAAGAAAAGAUCGUAAACGAGGCGCCAUCGCCGUCGGAGGUGAAAACAGAGGAAACGGAGGCGGCGUCGGAAUCGGAAUCUGUUGGAGGCGAAUGCCAAGUUCUGCAGAGUCCAGGUUCAGCUUGUUCACAAACUCAUACCACACACACAAAAUCAGAUAGUUAGUUAAGCUUUAUGGAAUUUUCUAUACAUAAUUUCUCAUUAUGUUUUUUUUCUCUCUUUUAAUUUAUGUGAAUUUCACAUUGCAAAUUGUACUUUUUUUUAUUAUUGUUACAUUUUUGAGAAAGAAAAUGGUUCACAGUGUUUUGUUAUUUCUCU
Cajanus cajan (pigeon pea) is the source of this 943-nucleotide messenger RNA. RefSeq names its product myelin transcription factor. The record is from RefSeq and is a predicted model, not a curated record. NCBI's taxonomy places the organism in Eukaryota, Viridiplantae, Streptophyta, Magnoliopsida, Fabales, Fabaceae.